UGCUUGAACCCGCGCUCUUUGCACUGCUGUACAGUUUAGAUUAGCCGGGCUCGUAUUCGUCCCGUUGUAUUUUGACUACAAGACAGCUAACCUAGCGUAGCUAAGUUAGCUAGACUAGUUAUCUUACGCUAGCCUGUUAACCACAUACCGAAACACAGAUGACAUUUUUUAUUAAAGCGGAGAGGGACACCCCAUGUCUUCCACCGGUUCGGCGCUCUCAGGUUCGCCCGCUGCCUCGCUGGCGCCGCGCUGGAAACGGGUCUUGGGCUGGUCUGGACCCGUCCCCCGUCCCCGGCAUGGACACAGAGCUGUGGCCAUCAAAGAGCUCAUGGUGGUGUUCGGCGGAGGAAACGAGGGAAUUGUGGACGAGCUGCAUGUCUACAACACCGCAACCAACCAGUGGUUUAUUCCAGCAGUGCGUGGGGACAUUCCCCCAGGAUGUGCAGCGUAUGGGUUUGUGUGUGAGGGCACACGGCUGCUGGUUUUUGGAGGAAUGGUGGAGUAUGGGAAAUACAGCAGUGAUCUUUAUGAGCUACAGGCGAGUAGGUGGGAGUGGAAAAAACUGAAGCCCAAAGCUCCUAAAAACGGGCCCCCACCCUGCCCCCGUCUGGGCCACAGCUUUUCCCUGGUGGGUAACAAAUGCUAUCUGUUUGGAGGGCUGGCAAAUGAUAGCGAAGACCCUAAAAAUAACAUUCCCAGAUAUUUGAAUGAUCUCUACACAUUAGAGUUACGACCCAGUGCUGGUGUUGUGGGCUGGGAUAUACCUAUUACAUAUGGAGUUUUACCUCCUCCCCGAGAGAGCCACACUGCUGUCAUUUACACUGACAAAGGCAUCAAAAAAUCUCGUCUCGUCAUUUAUGGAGGAAUGAGUGGCUGUCGUUUGGGAGAUCUUUGGACGCUGGAUAUUGACACUCUGACAUGGAAUAAACCAUCAGUAAGUGGCACAGCACCGCUCCCUCGGAGCCUUCACUCAGCCACAACCAUCACUAACAAGAUGUAUGUGUUUGGAGGAUGGGUACCUCUAGUGAUGGAUGAUGUGAAGGUGGCCACACAUGAGAAGGAAUGGAAAUGCACCAACACCCUGGCCUGCCUGAACUUAGACACAAUGUCGUGGGAGACCAUUUUGAUGGACACUUUGGAGGACAACAUUCCGCGGGCCCGUGCUGGGCACUGUGCAGUUGCCAUUAACAAUCGGCUCUAUGUGUGGAGUGGCCGUGAUGGAUACCGCAAAGCCUGGAACAACCAGGUGUGCUGUAAGGACUUGUGGUACCUGGAGACAGAGAAGCCAAAUUCCCCUUCACGAGUACAGCUGGUCAGGGCUAACACCAGCUCUCUCGAGGUCAGUUGGGGAGCAGUGUCCACUGCAGAUUUGUAUCUGUUGCAGCUUCAGAAGUACGACAUCCCGUCUUCCACUAGCACUGCAUCUCUGGCUCCGUCUCUGCCAGGGAACUGUCCAAAAAGCCCUGCACCUGCAGCCUCUGCCCUUUCUGCGCAGAGCCUGCCACAGGCUGCUGUAUCCUUUGCCCCACAGAUGGCCUCUCCCACUGGUGCUGGCUUGCCGGUCCUUGCUAACACACCCACCAGCCCACUGGCUGCCUCCACUGCACGCAGCCCAGCCAUUCUGAAAGUGGCAGCCACUCAGACCAGCACUGGGACAUCGAUUGUCACUGUACGACCAGCCAGUCAGGCUGUGAAAUCUCCUGUUACUGUGACGUCACUUCCUGCUGGUGUCCGUAUGGUGGUGCCAUCACAGACAACCCAAGGAACACCAGUGGGUAGCAGUCCUCAGAUGAGUGGCAUGGCUGCUUUAGCUGCAGCAGCCGCCGCCACCCAGAAAAUCCCACCGUCAUCCGGGGCCACAGUGCUGAAUGUGCCAGCGGGAGCCUCCAUUGUUAAAACAGUUGCUGUUACUCCUGGAUCUUCCACAGUUAAAGUGGCAUCGCCAGUUAUGGUUAGUAACCCUGCCACCUGCAUGCUGAAGACAGCUGCUGCUCAGGUAGGCACGCCCACCAUAUCCAGUGCCACCACGCCCACCCGGCCCAUCAUCACUGUGCACAAAUCCGGCACGGUCACUGUUGCCCAGCAAGCCCAAGUGGUCACUACUGUUGUGGGUGGAGUAACCAAGACCAUCACACUGGUCAAGAGCCCCCUUACCAUGGGAGGAGGUGGCACACUGCUUUCCAGCCUCGGUAAGGUUGUGUCUGUGGUCCAGACCAAACCAGUCCAAUCCUCUGCUGUGACUGGACAAGCCUCUUCCAACCCAGUCACUCAGAUUAUACAGACAAAAGGCCCUCUCCCAGCUGGCACCAUUCUGAAGCUUGUGACGUCAGCAGAUGGCAAACCCACUACAAUCAUCACCACGACCCAAGCAGGGGGCACAGGGAGCAAGCCCACUAUUUUGGGCAUCAGCGGCAUGGCCUCCACCACCACCAGCAAACCUGGCACUACUACCAUAAUCAAAACUAUUCCCAUGUCUGCCAUCCAGCAAGGAGCCACAGGUGUUACUAGUAGCACUGGGAUAAAGAGCCCCAUCACUAUCAUCACCACCAAAGUAAUAACCUCUGGCACCGGCACACCUGGAAAAAUAAUCACAGCGGUGCCCAAGAUUGGCAUGGCGACAGGCCAGCAGGGACUGACUCAGGUGGUGCUGAAGGGUGCCCCGGGUCAGCCGGGCACUAUUUUGCGCACUGUGCCCAUGGGUGGCGUCCGUCUCGUCUCUCCUGUUUCAGUGUCUGGCGUCAAGCCAGCUGUAACCACACUGGUGGUCAAGGGAACAACUGGUGUCACAUCUUUGGGCACAGUUACAGGCACUGUCUCUACUAGCCUGGCAGGUGGAAGUGUGUCCAGUGCCAAUGCAUCCCUGGUAACACCCAUCACAACACUUGCUACAGUGGCCUCUCUGUCCAGCCAAGUCCUCAGCCCUGCUGGCAGUGCAUCUGCAGUGCAGAACAACCUCACCACCGCAACAGCUGCUAUGCAGGUACGAUGCAAGCAGCCUACCCAGGUAACCUUAAUUACCACACCUAGUGGCGCUGAGGCUCAGCCUGGACAGGAUCUACCAGUCUCCAUUCUGGCAUCACCCACCUCUGAGCAGCCCUCGUCCAGUGAGCCCACUGAUGCCUCUAGCACUGUUUCCCUCGUCUGCUCAAAUCCACCCUGUGAAACCCACGAGACAGGCACCACCAACACUGCUACCCUGGCAUCAGCCAGCAUGGGCACUGAGCAGGUGGUCACAGUCCAGAGAGUGUGUUCAAACCCACCAUGUGAAACUCAUGAAACUGGCACCACCAACACGGCCACUACAGCCUCAGCUAAUAUGGGCAGCGAACAGGGUGGUGCAGUGCAGAGAAUAUGCUCUAAUCCACCAUGUGAAAUCCAUGAGACAGGCACCACUAACACUGCCACUGUGGUAUUGUCCACCGUGGGCGCUGAACAAAUUGGCACAAUUCAAAGAGUCUGUUCAAACCCACCUUGCGAAACCCAUGAAACGAGCAGCACCAAUACGGCCACUACAGCAUCAGCAAGAAUGGGCAGUGAGCAGGUUGGCACAGUACAGAGUGUGUGCUCAAAUCCACCAUGUGAAACACAUGAAACUGGCACCACCAACACAGCCACCACAGCUUCAGCGAAUAUGGGUAGCAACCAAACAGGUUUAACGCAGAGAGUGUGUUCAAACCCGCCAUGUGAAACCCAUGAGACUGGCACCACCAACACAGCCACCACUGCCACUUGCAGUAUGGAGACAGAUGGUACAGCCCAGCAAGCUGGUGAAGUUUCAGAAGGAUCAAGCGGCCCAGACACUCUGAGCUCUACUUCAGCUUCACAGAGCAGAGCCAUCACCACAGUAACCCAGGCUACUCCUACUCCUGGACCUGCUGUUCCUUCUCUGACGUCAAUAACAGAAGCAUCUACGGAAGUAGCAUGUGAGGCUGUGAUGUCGGAGGCGGAGCCUAGGCAUACAGAGAGCCAGGCAGAGGCAGCCACAGAUCAUGAAGCUGCUAUGAUCACAGAGGCUGCACAGGAGCAACUACGCACAGCAGAGAUGGAGGGUGUGGAGGCGGCAACAGUGGCUCAGGAGGCACAGGCAUUGGCUUUACCCCCAGAGCUGAUGUCUGAGGGACAGAGCACUACCCUAAUGGUUACGGGCCUGACCCCAGAGGAGCUAGCUGUGACAGCGGCCGCAGAGGCUGCUGCCCAAGCUGCGGCCAGUGAAGAAGCUCAGGCUCUGGCCAUCCAGGCCGUGCUGCAGGCUGCCCAGCAAGCAGUCAUGAGUACAGGUGAAGGCGACACCAGUGCAGACGAUCAGCAAAGUCAGACCAUCCCCAUUGUCCUGACACAGCAGGAGCUGGCCGCUCUGGUGCAGCAACAGCAACAGCUUCAGGAGGCUCAGGCUGAGCAGCAACAGGAAGGACCCGUUUCGGCUUCGUUGCCUACUGAAGGCCUGGCACCUGCGGACAGCCUCAAUGACCCCACAUCGGAGAGCAAUGGGCAUGGUGAGAUGUCCGCUGCAGUGUCCAGCACAGUGGGACUACUGCCCAGCACUGUGGCUGAGACUUUGGCUCCUUCCAGCACUCUGGCCCCUGCUGUAAUCGCUACCCCAGUUAACCUACAGGCAGCAGUCACAUUAACUGAGGUAGCCAACGGCAUUGAAGCAGCGAAACAGAACCCUCCCACUGCCACAGUUAAACCCCCAGUGAAGAAGGAAAAUCAGUGGUUUGAUGUCGGCAUUGUGAAAGUGACGAACAUGGUCGUAACACAUUUUUACAUGCCAGCUGAUGGUUCACCUUGUAUUGAUGAUGAUUCUGGAACAAUCCCUGACUACAGCCAGAUGAAGAAAGUGGAACUGCAGCCAGGAACAGCAUACAAGUUCCGCGUGGCUGGCAUCAACACGUGUGGCCGUGGAGCUUUCUCUGAGAUAUCAGCAUUCAAGACCUGUUUACCAGGCUUCCCUGGGGCUCCGUGUGCCAUCAAGAUUAGCAAGAGCCCAGAUGGAGCCCACCUAACCUGGGAGCCACCGUCAGUAACUUCAGGGAAGAUCAUCGAGUAUUCGGUGUAUUUGGCCAUUCAAAGCAGCCAGACAACGGAGGCUAAAGCUUCUGCUCCGGCUCAGCUGGCCUUCAUGCGUGUUUACUGUGGCCCAAAUCCAUCAUGCCUGGUUCAGUCGUCCAGCUUGUCCAAUGCUCACAUAGACUACACCACCAAACCAGCCAUCAUCUUCCGCAUCGCCGCCCGCAACGAGAAGGGCUAUGGCCCAGCCACGCAAGUGCGAUGGUUACAAGAGUCGGGCAAAGAUGCCGCUGCCAAGUCUGCCCCAAAAAGAGCAAUGUCCUCACCGGAUGUUAAAGGGACUGGUCUGAAGAAAGCCAGGAUGGAUCAGUAAGGGUGAAAAUUGCCACCUCUCUCCCUUCAAGUUUCCCCUCAAACUAGGACAGCCCCAUUCUUCCAAACUCUGCUGCACAUCCACUGGUGUUUUAGACAUGUAUUUCAACAGCACAACAUCAGAGCGAAAUUAAACCAUUUAACCAAUGUCAAACAACUGCUAGGAAAAACGUUUCUUUGGUUUUAGGGCGAAGCACUUGUCCUCAGAUAAAGGGAGGAUGCAUUUUUUUUUUUCCCUUGUUGAAGGAAAACAAAUGAGUAAGAGACUGCAAUCCUGUGAAAAUGUUGCAUUACUGAGUAUACUGGAGCGGAGAUGAGGAAGGAAAUCUUGUACUAGCGGGACAGAGACUUUGCUGAGACUGACCUGUUAUGUGUAUGUGGGAAAAAUUGGCGAAGAAAAAAAUCCUCCCAAAAUAUUAGAAAGUACUGAUGCAGAUAACCUUUGUGUAGUUUAUUUUUGUAUUUUUAAAGCUUUUCCCUGCUUGUGAAUGUGUAUGUCUGUGUACAAUUUUUUUUAAAACUUGUGUUAAAACUCGCCUCCUUUUCUUUUCAUGGUUGUCCCAGUAGUUCUGAAAUGUUUGAGAUGAGUUUGCGAGUCGUACUGGAUUUGAGCAGUGUGCCUGUGUGUAACUGUCGUUUUUAGCUGAAUUACAACUGAAAGCCUUUCACAUACAGGCAGGGAAAUGGCUCUUUUGUUUACUUCAUAUUUUUUAUGAUUGUUUCAAGCUGUAUUUGUAUACCAAACCUGUACAUGUAAUAACCAUUAAUGAUUUUUCCCUUUUAUUGCCCCUUUUCCUGCACUGCUUGUUAAAAUGCUUUAUUUUGUUUGCCCCCACCCACCAACUGAUCUUUACUCUCUCCUCUGGCUUUCCCUCAUGCUUUUUUAAAGAAUGCUUCAGAACAUGGAUUUGUAGAUUUUCUGCCCUUGAUCGUGAAGGAACAUGUCCAUGUGAAACUUCAUAGAUUUUUACUUUCAUUCUUUUCAACUUUGUAAUUUACAUACAAAAUGAAUGGUAUGCGAGUAAAUGUUAUUGUGUACUUGUUUUGACUUUAGAGGGAUGUCUUCAUGAGAAGGAUUGAAUUUGAGGUGUUUUGUUUUUUGUGUCUUCGUAGGGUUUUUUUUUUUUUUUUUUUCCUCCUUUUUCAUUCAUUCUUGGUUAAGCCAAGUAAGAAUUCAAUUGUAAUAUAGUUCAUUCAUACCACAAGAGAAAAUGAUUACAUCUUGGCCUUUUAUAUAUUACUUGUAACAAAGUUUUUACAUGUUGGUCAUCUCCUGAUUGCCUUUUGUGUCUUGACUUAUAAAAGAAAUGAAAUAUAUACUGUCUCCCUGAUUAAUCGUAACGACUUUUAUUUCUUUGAAGUACAACUCAUUUAGCUGGCCUGGUUCCAUUCAUGGUGUCCUUUUGAAUCCUACAUGGAUAACGGGUUCAUUUCUUGGUAGCUGUACUAAAUGGGAUGAAUAAAAGGUUUUUAGAGAAAUUAAA
Messenger RNA from Pygocentrus nattereri (red-bellied piranha), 6863 nucleotides. RefSeq names its product host cell factor C1a (gene hcfc1a). Gene Ontology annotation, biological process: regulation of DNA-templated transcription; chromatin remodeling. Gene Ontology annotation, molecular function: protein binding; transcription coactivator activity. Bases 194 to 5380 code for a protein of 1728 amino acids. The transcript has 28 exons. Lineage: Eukaryota; Metazoa; Chordata; Actinopteri; Characiformes; Serrasalmidae. Gene Ontology annotation, cellular component: histone methyltransferase complex. The record is from RefSeq and is a predicted model, not a curated record.